Molecule: messenger RNA, 2621 nt
Organism: Carassius auratus (goldfish)
Lineage: Eukaryota; Metazoa; Chordata; Actinopteri; Cypriniformes; Cyprinidae
Product: transmembrane protein 104-like
Exons: 10
Coding region: 355-1836 (493 amino acids)
Source: RefSeq, a predicted model, not a curated record
UCCUAUCUGCUACGCCUCACCCCCUUUUGCAGGGACACGCUUCCUGCUGACGUUCUGUGUGCUGUUUAUGUUUAAUGGCUAUAUGGUUUCCCAAACAGAAGAACUUCUGCAGCCUGUCUUAAUUAUCCGCUAAUGACACAAUGAGGAGGAGCGCACGAUGUGCUCCGCUUUGUUAUUAAGUCGCAUUCGUUCGCGAGCCGCGUCGCUGACCUGAGGACGUCACAAGAAAACAGUCUCAAUCAUUUCUAACUGACGUUAGCGUUAUACAAACCUCACGCUUGACAACUAAAGUCGCCCCACACGGUGACAGGGUGGUAAUUUUUCGGGUUUAAGAGUGGUGUUUUUCUCUUCGAGAUGGCUGGAGGCAUUACAGAAACAGGGGAGCCUUACUCCCCAUUAGUUGGCCUGGUGUACAUGUUCAAUCUGAUUGUUGGCACUGGUGCCCUGACCAUGCCCAAGGCCUUUGCAGCAGCUGGGUGGGUUGUCAGCGUCUCCCUCAUCACAUUUUUGGCUUUUAUGAGUUUCAUGACCACCACAUUUGUGAUUGAAGCCAUGGCCGCUGCCAAUGCCCAGCUGCGCUGGAAGAGGAGAGAACAGGAAGAGGUUAAUGACAGCGACUCCAACUCGGACUAUUCAGAUGAUGAUGAUGUUAUCCGGGGACGUUACGAGCCUGUCGAGACGCGGCCCAUUCUCUCUGUCCAGCGUGCUGCGAAUAUAGACCACUUUGACAUUGUCGAGAGAGUCGAGAUGGGACAAAUGGCCUCCAUGUUUUUUAAUAAAGUUGGCGUCAACAUGUUCUACAUCUGCAUCAUUGUGUACCUGUACGGAGACCUGGCCAUUUAUGCCGCUGCUGUACCUGUAUCACUGACGGAAGUCGCAUGUGGGAAUCACUCGUGCAGUGCUGGGAGAGUGAAAUACAACGACACCGAUUCGUGCUGGGGCUCCGUAAGACGCAAAGAUGCCUACAGAGUGUUUCUGGCAAUCUUCACACUGUUGUUGGGGCCCUUCACCUUUUUCAAUGCGCAGAAGACCAAAUACCUCCAGAUCCUUACCUCACUAAUGAGAUGGAUUGCGUUCACCAUGAUGAUCAUCCUGGCUUUGAUUCGUAUUGGCACGGGCCACAGUGAGGGCCACCCAUCUGUGGCUCAGAUCUCAGGUGUGCCCAACCUCUUCGGGGUCUGCGUCUACUCGUUCAUGUGCCAGCACUCGCUGCCCUCGCUCGUGACGCCCAUCUCCAACAAGCAGCGCAUGAGCGCCCUGGUCAUGGCCGACUACAUCCUCAUCCUGUGCUUCUACAGCCUACUGUCCCUCACGGCCAUAUUCUGCUUCGAUAGUUCUCUGCUGCGGGACAUGUACACUUUAAACUUCACAGAUAACUGUGACGUCCUGAGCAUCCCAGUGUUGCGCUACUUCCUGGGCCUCUUUCCCGUUUUCACCAUUAGCACCAACUUUCCCAUAAUAGCCGUCACGCUACGCAACAACUGGAAGACUCUCUUCCAUCGGGACGGCGGCACGUACCCUUGGGUGGUGGACCGCAUCGUCUUCCCGCUCAUUACUCUAGUGCCGCCCGUUAUCGUGGCCUUCUGUACUCACGAUCUAGAGGCGCUUGUGGGUAUCACAGGAGCGUAUGCUGGAACGGGCAUUCAGUAUAUCAUCCCAGCCUUCCUAGUAUAUUUUAGUCGUCGUCAUCUAGAGCCUGUGUUGGGAAGGGAUGCUGUAAAUAAACACCGGUCACCUUUCCAUCAUACGUUCUGGGUUUGGUUCGUGAUAUUAUGGGCAACGUUCUGUCUAAUGUUUGUGACGGCUAAUAUUGUCCUUACCGAUGGCAAGAGCUGAGCGUACCGGCAGACUUAUUUUGUCAAGCCGUGUUUUUGUUUUCAUUUUUGAAGGGUGUUUGUUUGUUAGGUUUCAUGUUAAAAGAAUUCUAGUAGCUGAAGUUUAAUUCAGUGUUUAAAAGGGACCAAAAGACGUUUCGGCAUUUGGAGUUUUGACUUCUUUCGCACAAAUCCACUAUCCUUCAGUGGAUGUUCUGUAAGGCAGGGAUUAUUUGAAAAAAAAGCUUUAUUUAAAAACCAUAUAUGAUGUGCUCAUUCAAAAUGUCACUCGAUGUGUAUGUUCUUGAGUUAUUAUUGAUUUUCCUCUUUGUUCCGGCAAAUCUCAUUAAAACAUGAUCGAGUCGCGCUCCAUCCAAAAAGCAAAGAAAAUGUAUAAAUAAUAAUAAAUACAAAUAAGUAAAAUCAUACGCAUAGGAAUGAAAAAGUCUUUGCAUACCUGCUUAGCACAUUUACCCCAAAAUUCUAUUCUGAGUAAUGCUUAUCAUUUUUCUAAUGCAGUAAAUAUAAUAUAUUAUAUUAUGUAUUUAUAAUUGUUUUGCUUUUUAACAAUGAAAACUGGUGGGAAGUUGUGGUUUAAUCGUCUUUUUAAAUUGUAGUGUUCUUAAGUGUUUAUACAUAAUUGAAUACCUUAUCUAAAUCUUUUUGAUUUUGGGGUGAAAUGUGGCCUUCACAUUUUCUUGACUGAUUUAAUUUUACCGUCUGAUUUCGCUCAUCUUCGGAAGAAACAACAAGCUGGUGUGUCUUUGUGAUUUUGGACUGAAAAAGUCAGCCCUCAAAAAAAAAAAA